This is a messenger RNA of Ruditapes philippinarum (Manila clam), 766 nucleotides long. Its product is annotated as BTB and MATH domain-containing protein 38-like. NCBI's taxonomy places the organism in Eukaryota, Metazoa, Mollusca, Bivalvia, Venerida, Veneridae. Bases 74 to 766 code for a protein of 230 amino acids. The record is from RefSeq and is a predicted model, not a curated record. The transcript has 2 exons. Gene Ontology annotation, molecular function: protein binding.
AACGCCACUGUUAGCUGAUUGAAAUACUCUGCACUUGAUAUAUUCCAAAUUUUUUUACUAAAUUACAAUUAAUAUGGAGGCAGGUGAAAACGUCAGAAUUGUAAACGAAUCUGACGGUGCAGUAGUUGAAAAUAUCGUUACCGAUGAAGAUAGUGAAACAGUGGCACAGGGCGAAGAUAAGUCGCCUACUUUCGGUUUCACUGAACCAUCUUGGAGAACUGAUCUGUGUCUUGUUGUUGAAGGAACAAAGCUUUACGUCGCUAAAAAUAUUCUUUCACUUGCGUCACCAGUAUUUGAUGCAAUGUUCCAAUCUGACUUCAAGGAAAAGUCAAGUGACGAGCUAGAAUUGCCUGGGAAGAAACUAAGGGACGUCUUAGAAUUCCUUCGAUGUAUUUACCCAAACACAUACACCCAAAUUAAUCGCGACAAUGCUAGGGUCAUUCUUCCUUUGUUAGAAGAGUACCAGGUCCUACAGCUAAAACCAAGAUGUGAAGUAGUUAUACUUGAGACUGUCUCAGAAGAAACAUCGACGAAUGAUUUGUUACAGUUGUUGAAAGAAGCAUGUUUGUAUGAUCUUAAAGCUUUGCGUGCUAGAUGCAUAUUUCUUAUAUCAUCUAGACCAUGUGAUGCAUUGGACGAAAACUACUGUAAGUCGUUCCCUUCGGCAAGUGCAUUAAAUGAGAUUUUUUUAAACCCACUGUGUGUUGUGCUUCGACGUGGUUAUGUGACGGAGCAAGUAAAUGAGGUUACCCAGUGUGGGACCUAA